This is a messenger RNA of Aspergillus niger, 405 nucleotides long. RefSeq lists its product as uncharacterized. The coding region runs from base 1 to 405 and encodes 134 amino acids. The record is from RefSeq and is a predicted model, not a curated record. The transcript is spliced from 4 exons. NCBI's taxonomy places the organism in Eukaryota, Fungi, Ascomycota, Eurotiomycetes, Eurotiales, Aspergillaceae.
AUGGCGAGUCUGAAAGGGUGGAGCGGGGGAUUGAACGGAGUGGAGAGGCGGGAAAAGGAGAGGAGGUGCGAUCACCGGAGCCGAGGCAGGAACCGAGAUAAGGUGGCGGCGUCCCCAAAACCAAAAGAUAAAACGGAAGAAAGAAUGACGCUAUGGGGCGAUGGUGGCCUUUUCGCCCGGAGUCUCGGGUUCGGAGAAGCUGAUCCUGUCCGGGUCUCUGACACGGAGCUACUUAGUACUCCAAUGACUUGUCCUUCUGUUUACUCCGAUUUGCUGAGGAGUUAUCAGAUCUCUCGUGUCAAGAAGAGCGGUUGCCGGAGGGUUUCCAACAACAACAACAACAACAACAACAACGUAUCUUGUGACUCAAACCUUCCGAGAAAACGUAGGGAUGAUUAUGUGUAG